UCAUGCGGCGGCUUUCAUUCUGCUUCCUUUUAGCAUUUAGCUUGUUGGGGUUAUCGUCUGUGCUCCCGUAGAGGAGUAACGGGUUUGAAUUCUGGGAUGGUUCGUUGAAUAAUUGUCUUUUGGUUGCAAACAUGGCGCUUUCGAUGGAAACACAGCUUCAGAGCAUCUUUGAAGAUGUUGUGAAAACUGAGAUAAUAGAAGAGGCCUUUGCUGGGAUGUUUAUGGACACUCCAGAGGAUGAGAGGACUAAGCUGAUCAGUUGUCUUGGAGCCUUCAGACAGUACUGGGGAACCCUGCCACAGGAGUCUCAUGAACAGUGUGUGCAAUGGAUUGUGCGCUUUAUACACAGUCAGCACAGCCCCAAGAGGAUCUCCUUCCUCUACGACUGUCUGGCAAUGGCUGUGGAGACCAGUCUUUUACCACCCAGGAUGGUGUGCGUGGCCUUAAUAAGCUCAGACAGUUUGGAGUGGGAGAGGACACAGUUAUGGGCAUUAACUUUCAAGCUGAUCCGCAAGAUUAUCGGGGGAGUGGACUACAAGGGUGUUCGGGACCUGUUGAAAGCUGUGCUGGAUAAAAUUCAAACUAUUCCUACCACUGUCAGCUCAGCUAUAGUCCAGCAGCUUUUGGCUGCCAGAGAGGUGGUAGAAUAUAUCCUGGACAGAAACGCCUGUCUCCUUCCAGCAUACUUUGCUAUCACAGAAAUUAGAAAACUGUAUCCAGAGGGGCAGCUCUCACACUGGCUUUUGGGCAGUUUGAUAUCAGACUUUGUGGACAGUUUUAGACCCACAGCCCGGAUCAACUCUAUCUGUGGACGAUGCAGUCUGUUGCCAGUGGUGAAUAACAGCGGUGCUAUCUGUAAUUCCUGGAAAUUAGACCCCAGCACUCUUCGCUUCCCUCUGAGAGGCAUGCUGCCAUUUGACAAGGACCUUUUUGAGCCACAGACAGGGUUGCUACGCUAUGUACUAGAACAGCCUUAUUCAAGAGAGAUGGUGUGCAACAUGUUGGGGCUCAACAAGCAGACUCUGAACAUUGCCCAGCAUAAGCAGCGUUGCCCAGUGCUGGAAGAGCAGCUGGUGGACCUGGUGGUGUACGCCAUGGAGCGCUCUGAGACUGAGGAACACUUUGACGCCGAUAUCGGAGGAACUAGUCAGCUGCUGUGGCAGCACCUCUCCUCCCAGCUCAUCUUCUUUGUGUUGUUUCAGUUUGCAAGUUUCCCUCACAUGGUGCUGUCGCUACACCAAAAGCUUGCAGGUAGAGGUCUCAUUAAAGGGAGAGAUCAUCUUAUGUGGGUCCUGCUUCAGUUCAUAUCAGGAAGCAUUCAGAAGAACGCCUUAGCUGACUUCCUGCCUGUCAUGAAGCUUUUUGACCUGCUUUACCCAGAAAAAGAGUGCAUUCCAGUUCCUGACAUUAACAAACCCCAGUCGACCCAUUCGUUCGCUAUGACCUGCAUCUGGAUCCAUUUGAACCGCAAAGCUCAGAACGACAACUCCAAACUGCAGAUACCCAUACCGCACUCUCUGAAGCUGCACCAUGAAUUUCUUCAGCAGUCGCUGCGUAACAAGACCCUGGGCAUGUCCGACUAUAAGAUCGCCCUGCUGUGUAACGCCUACAGCACCAACUCGGAGUGCUUCACUCUGCCAAUGGGCGUCCUGGUUGAGACCAUCUAUGGAAAUGGAUCCAUGAGGAUCAACCUUCCCGGCACCAACUGUAUGGCUUCGGGAUCGGUCACUCCGCUGCCCAUGAAUCUGCUGGAUUCGCUCACUGUGCAUGCAAAGAUGAGUCUGAUCCACAGUAUUGCCACGCGUGUCAUCAAAUUGGCCCAUGCCAAGUCCAGCAUUGCUCUUGCCCCUGCAUUGGUAGAGACGUACAGCAGAUUGUUGGUCUACAUGGAAAUUGAGUCCCUGGGCAUCAAAGGAUUCAUCAGUCAGUUGUUGCCCAACGUGUUCAAGUCUCACGCGUGGGGAAUCCUUCACACAUUACUGGAGAUGUUCAGUUACAGGAUGCAUCACAUCCAGCCACACUACAGAGUCCAGCUGCUGAGUCACCUGCACAGCUUGGCUGCUGUGCCACAGACCAACCAGAACCAGCUACAUCUGUGUGUUGAGAGCACAGCUCUGCGCCUGAUCACAGCUUUGGGGAGCUCGGAGGUGCAGCCGCAGUUCACCCGCUUCCUCAAUGACCCAAAGACAGUUCUGUCAGCCGAAUCCGAGGAGCUGAAUCGCGCCCUGAUCCUCACUCUGGCCAGAGCCACACAUGUCACCGAUUUCUUCACAGGGUCUGACUCCAUCCAGGGCACUUGGUGUAAGGACAUCCUGCAGACAAUCAUGAGUUUUACGCCUCAUAACUGGGCCUCACACACGCUAUCCUGCUUCCCUGCACCACUACAGGCGUUUUUCAAGCAGAACAACGUUCCUCAGGAGUCGCGCUUCAAUCUGAAGAAGAACGUCGAGGAGGAGUACAGGAAGUGGAAGUCGAUGGCCAAUGAGAAUGACAUCAUCACCCACUUCUCCAUGCAGGGCUCACCUCCACUGUUCCUCUGUCUGCUGUGGAAGAUGCUGCUGGAGAUGGACCAUAUAAACCAAAUAGGCUUUAGGGUCUUGGAACGUAUUGGAGCUCGUGCACUGGUGGCUCACGUGCGCACAUUUGCCGACUUCCUCGUCUAUGAGUUCUCAACGUCAGCUGGCGGGCAGCAGCUUAACAAGUGCAUUGAAAUACUCAAUGACAUGGUCUGGAAAUACAACAUAGUCACGCUGGAUAGACUUAUUCUGUGCCUGGCGAUGCGUAGCCACGAGGGAAACGAGGCUCAGGUUUGCUACUUCAUAAUCCAGCUGCUGCUGCUGAAGCCCAAUGACUUCAGAAAUCGAGUCAACGAUUUUGUCAAGGAGAAUGCUCCCGAGCACUGGCUGCAGAACGACUGGCACAGCAAACACAUGAACUACCACAAGAAAUACCCAGAGAAGUUGUACUUUGAGGGUCUCGCAGACCAAGUCAACCCUCCCAUGCAGCUCCAGCCUCAGUACCUGCCAAUCUACUUUGGGAAUGUGUGUCUGCGCUUCCUGCCUGUUUUUGACAUUGUCAUCCACCGCUUCCUGGAGCUCCUUCCUGUCUCCAAGUCUCUGGAGACGCUGCUGGAUCAUCUGGGAGGGCUGUACAAGUUCCACGAUCGCCCUGUGACCUACCUGUACAACACCCUUCACUACUAUGAGAGACACCUGAGAGACAGAACCAACCUCAAGAGAAAACUAGUUCAUGCCAUCAUGUCUUCACUGAAGGACAACCGUACUCCAGGCUGGUGUCUUAGCGAAACCUAUCUGAGGUUUGGCAUGAACGCCCGUGAAGAAAACGUGUGGAUCCCUGAUGACACCUACUACUGCAAGCUGAUUGGACGCCUGGUCGACACCAUGGCGGGAAAGUCACCGGGUCCUUUUCCCAACUGUGACUGGAGGUUCAACGAGUUCCCCAACCCUGCGGCCCACGCCCUGCACGUCACCUGUGUGGAGCUGAUGGCUUUGGCCGUGCCAGGAAAAGAUGUGGGAAACGCUUUGCUUAAUGUUGUGUUGAAAAGUCAGCCUCUGGUCCCCAGAGAGAACAUCACUGCCUGGAUGAAUGCCAUUGGACUUGUGAUCACUGCACUUCCAGAACCAUACUGGAUCGUUCUCCACGACCGCAUCGUUUCUGUGAUCAGCUCUCCGGCACUGACAUCGGAGACAGAGUGGACAGGCUAUCCCUUUGCCUUGCUUGACUUCACCGCCUGCCACCAGAGCUACAGUGAAAUGAACUGCAGCUACGUGCUAGCAUUAGCACACGCCGUGUGGCAUCACUCAUCCAUCGGACAGCUGUCUCUGAUCCCCAAAUUCCUGUCAGAGACUCUGAAGCCAAUCGUCAAGACAGAGUUCCAGCUGCUGUACGUGUAUCACCUGGUGGGGCCGUUCCUUCAGCGCUUCCAGCAAGAGAGGACGCGUUGCAUGUUGGAGAUUGGUGUUGCCUUCUAUGAGAUGCUGCAGGCAGUUGACAAACACUGUCACCAUCUCAGCUACAUGGACCCGAUCUGCGAUUUCCUGUAUCACAUUAAAUACAUGUACACUGGAGACAGUGUGAAGGAGCAGGUGGAGAAAAUCAUCAUGACUCUGCGUCCCGCCAUGAAGCUGCGUCUGCGCUUCAUCACGCACAGCAGCAAGAUAGAGACUUCAUCCUCAGCUGCCAGCGCUGCCUCCGCUUCCUCCACCUCUUCCUCCUCCGCCACUCCUCAGCCCCCUCCGUCCACACUCUCAUCCUCCACCGCUGCCGCCUCCCCCUCCCCCUCCUCCUCACAGCACACACACACACCUAUGUAGGUGGCCUUGCCAAACACAAAUGCACAGUAGCGAUCAUAACUAUGAACUUACAUUUUGUUCAUUUUCUUCUAACUUGGAUGUUUUGUAUCUCGUGUCUUUAUAAAGAAGGCCUCCUGCAAGAAUUUUGUGCAAAUUAUUUUCAAAAUCUCAACUUAUGACAAAGUUAAAACAAAGAAAUUUUUUUCUUCUUAUGUUUUUCUGUCCAGGAAACUCCAUAGACUGAGUUUGACAAAAUAUUUAAGCCUUAACAUAACAGACAAAAUGGGUCACAGGAAAACAGAAGAUUUUUUGUGGCGUAAUUUUAUCGUAUUUUUUUGUAAACAUUUUUUAUGUUGUACAUUAUUACUUCAUUAAAAACGGAGGCAAGUUUUUUUUAAGUAAUGGAUCUUUGUAACAAAACUGUGUAUUUCUUUAUUUAGACUGUAUCCUCAUGGUCUCAAACCAGUGAGCUUUCAUGUGUUCAUGUGUCAACCACUUCACCUACACAUGGAUCCACUAUGUUACUGGUGGGACAACCCAAAGCACUCAAUACAGGUUCUGUCUGAUGCAAUAUAGUAACAACCAGCAGGGGGAGCCCAGUAUUUACAGCUGACAUCAGUCACUUUCCUCACAGAUGGAAUUAAUGAAGGAUGGAGGGAGUCAUACAUUAGGAACCUUACCUUACCUUGCCCCUUUUGAUUGGUUCCCUUUCUCUAUGCCAGAGGAUAUGAAAAAAGCACAUAAACAGGUAUCCAUUAAGUUUGGUAGAAAGUCGCACACUGAGCCAGUAACACUUAGUAUUCUGGCAGAGAGCUGGAUCUGGGAAUUUUGCCAUUUGACAGUUGGCAGUAAAGCUAAUGGUUAGACAUAGACUUCAUUCCAAAUCCUUGGGGUAUAUUGUUGGGUCAGUAAAUCAAAUUAUAAUUAAAUUGGUGCCUUUGGAUGUUGGGCAGUGGCGAGGGUAACUACAUAGUUUUACCAACUAUUUUUACUUCCCACUGGAGAAGCUGAACUACAGCGAAGCUGAUCAAUGGAAACAUGUAGUUUAGGUUCCUAAAGCUGCUUAGAGGAAGUAGUUAAACAUUAGUUUACAUUAUUUAUUCAAAAUAUCACAGAAAACUACCAACAAAUGAUAUUUCCUUUUAUGUCACAUUGUAGUUUUAGUAUUUGUUUAUGUAAAUCAUCAUGGAAAUGUAUCCCACUGCAAAAUGGAGUCUCUAAUGUCAGUGUUCAUCCCUGAUUAUUAUCCCAAAUUUCAUGUUAAAUGGCAUGUGGACAAACUGUAAACAUCUUUCCACUCAAGAACAAAUGUAAUAUACUAAAAUAAAAAAGUCACACUGGUGCUUUAAAGUGUAACAUAUUACAAAAGCACCUUAAAGGAGUGUUUUACUGCACUUGUGUGUUGAAAGUCAUAAUGCUUUUUGACCCACAAUCUGGAAGGAUGUCAAUCGUGGUCAUCAGCAGCAAAAAAAGCACACUUGGACCAAAUGCAGUUCCUCAAAUGGCCACUUGAGGUUGGCUUCAAAACAACCCAACAAAUGACUUUUAUAGGCUGUCUGCAAGGCUUCACGUUAGUUAUGUGUCGUUUGCGAACAAGCCGACUCUAAAAGCGGAUUCUUUGUAGCGAACAAGAAGAGCUGAAUCUUCAGACGGUCCUGCUCAGCUAGCAGAGGCCGGACUUUAUUUUGAUGGUCGCCCCAUACAGCCAAUCAUAUGCAAAGACAGACAAGGAUCAUACAAUUGUAUGAAAGAAGGAAGGGGAGAGACACUCUGAAAACAGCGAGUAUAGUGCACAGGCAAAGGUACACAACAACAUUGUGAGCCUACAAAGAUGUCUAAGAACCGCUCACCCGUCCGUGCAGCUGGAGGAAAGCUGACCCUCUCUCCUCCAGCUGCCACCCACUAACCCUGGAAAAGUGUCUUGUUUUGAGUACUUCUGCUGUAGCAUCCACUGUCUUGCCAAAAACUGCAGGUAUACCACCUCAAACUAUAAUGACCUCACUUAUCAACAGAUAAGUGUCGAUGACGAGCUGGGUAGAAUGGUAGCCAGUGCCAUUUUCCAUUGUAGAGGACAAAAGGUUUCAAACUAUCAUCCAGGCUUUAAACUCCAUGUAAGUUCUCCACAGUGGUGGUAAAUGUUUAUGAAAACACUGAUUUAAAAGUUGCUUAUCAACAUACAAACCAUUAGGCUACAGUAGAAGGCCUAGAACUGAAGAGCCAUUUGGGCUGGCUCUUUGAAAAGAACCAGACCUCUCAUCACUACAUCCACUAAAUCAAGUCACUGAACUGGAUUUCUCGACUGUGUUUAUGCCGUUGGUGCCUUUUGGAGCAUUUUAAUGCAGCUCUUUAAUAAUCACUAUGGCAGUA
This is a messenger RNA of Pelmatolapia mariae (spotted tilapia), 6680 nucleotides long. It is a transcript of the gene med23, whose product is annotated as mediator complex subunit 23. Gene Ontology annotation, biological process: positive regulation of gene expression; regulation of transcription by RNA polymerase II. The record is from RefSeq and is a predicted model, not a curated record. The coding region runs from base 132 to 4334 and encodes 1400 amino acids. The transcript has 31 exons. NCBI's taxonomy places the organism in Eukaryota, Metazoa, Chordata, Actinopteri, Cichliformes, Cichlidae. Gene Ontology annotation, cellular component: transcription regulator complex; mediator complex.